ACGAGGAGGAAAUAUUUCAUUGGUUUAGGUAAUUGAGGGGAGCGCAGUGACCUUAUUUUGACUUUUAAAGAAAACGAACAAUGAUUGACAAUUGCGCCAGUUAUGGAAAAAAUUAUGUAUUUAAAUUACUUCUCUACCACGAUGAAGCUAGUUUCGGAGAAGAUGCUAUUGGAUGGAAGUACGAUUAACAAUUUUUGCGUCAUGACUGUUUAUGUCCCUGUUGUUUACAUUAAUCACAAAGCGGAUAAAUGUAGGUUAAAUUAUCUUUAGAUUCAUAGCGCUGGUUAUCGUUUGCAACGCAAGCAACAAAUUUAGAAAACAAAAGCAAAAGGAAAAAAGCAGUCAACGGUGUGUGAGGACGCUACAUAAGUAAAACGAUCGAGGUCAGUGGGUAUGAGUUCAAGUAUAUGUUUUUUAACUGAAAUUUAAACUUCUUACUUCUAUUUACACAGCGACAACCAAAUGAGGCCUAAAAAGCGGCAUUUGGUUUUGUUUCCUCUAUGGAAGCUUAUAAAAGCGACCAUAUUUGCGUUAAGUUAAAUAUGUGAAAGAUGCAAAUGCGCUACUUAGUUUCCUUUGAAAGUUAGUUCAAAUUUUGUGACUACAACUUAUUUUCUAGACAAAAAGUUGAAAAUAGUCUUAUUUGCGCUACAUUAAAUUUGUGAAAGAUGCAAAUGCUCUACUUAGUUUCCUUUGUAGUAAGUUCAAAUUUGUGUCUACAACUUAUUUUCUAGGCCAAAAGUUGAAAAUGGUCGUAUUUUACCAUUGAAAGCCAGAAUUAAUGUUUUUGUUGUCUACAUUAAUCACAAAGCGUUUUUCGUAGGUUAAAUAGCAUUUGGAUCUCAUCCCUCUACGGAAGUUCAUAAAAGCCACAUUUGCGUCAAAUUAAAUAUGUGACAGAUGCAAAUACUCUACUUAGUUUCCUUUCAUAUUUAGUUCAAAUUAUGUGACUACAACUUAUUUUCCUAGACAAAAAGUUGAAAAUAGUUAUAUUUUACAAUUCAAAGCAAGAAUUUAUGUUCCCGUUGGUUACAUUAAUCACAAAGCGUUUUUCGUAGGUUAAAUUGUCUUUAAAUUCUCAGGGCUGGUUAUCGUUUGCAACGCAAGCUGCGAGCUCAUAAAACAAAAGCGAAAGGAAAAAAGCAGUCAACUGUGUGUGAGGACGCCGCAUCAGCAAGACGACCGAGGUCAGUGGGUGUGAGUUCAAAUAUAUAAGCUUUUUUUUACCGAAGUUUAAACUCCCUAUUUCUAUUUUUUCACUAUUGAUACAGCGACAAGAGACCUAAACAAAUAGCAUUUGUUACUAUUAGAGUAGACUACUGUGAUAAUCUAUUGUGUGGUUUGCCAAAAUAUCAGCUAUCUAAGUCGCAGCGUGUUCUAAAUGCUAGUGCUCGCUUAAUUAAUUGCGCCCCAAAUCGUGCCAUAUCACGCCUCUGCUUCGUGAGCUACAUUGGUUACCUGUUUGCUACCGUAUUGAAUAAACUGAUUACUACUUACAUUAAAAGUUUUACACGUCGAUAAGGCACCUGAUUAUUUGCGCCAGUUAAUAUGUCCUGCCUUCGUCUAAGUAGGAUUUAAGGCGCAAUCAUGACUCUGCUAUUUUAUUAGUAUCACCAAAAGUCAGAACUAAGAUCACCUUAGGGGAUUGGUCGUUUAGGUGUUCCCCCUCCAGACUUUGGAACCUUCUUCAUUUACGAUGCAGUCUAUUUCCAGUCUAAACCUGUUUAAAAAUAGACUUAAAACCCUCUUAUUAAAUAAGGCUUUUAAUUAAGAAUUCCAUCUUUAAUUAAUUUCUUAUGUAAAGCGCAGUUGAAUGUUUUCAUAAAAACGGCGCGGUACAAAUUUAAAAUAAUAAUAAUAAUAAUAAUAAUAAUAAUAAUAAUAAUAAUAAUAAUAAUAAUAAUAAUGAUAAUAAUAAUAAUUUGGUUUUGUCCCCUCUAUGAAAGUUCAUAAAUCGACAUUUGUGUCAAAUUAAAUUUGUGAAAGAUGCAAAUGCCCUACUUAGUUUCCUUAGAAAUUUAGUUCACAUCAUAUGACAACAAUCUGUAUAAACUCCAAUACAACAGUCUCGGCAAAGCCAAUCCACCUGAAUUCUCUUUUACAGUAUCCGUGUGAACUCAAAAUCUGUAUGAACUCCAAUAAAACAGACUCAGAAAGGCCAGUCCACCUACAUUCCCUUUUACAGCAUAACGUUGUACUGCGUGAAUAAUUUAACCCAAUUCGUUCUACAAGAAACAUUUGCGUCUCGUAUACGCCAUUGGAGCCACCAUAGUUCACAGGUUACGUAACUUGAAAGAUACUUCUAUCUAUAUUAUAGUUCCUUGGGUUAACAUGUGGCCGGCCCAUGGGAAGAGUGGGCCCACGUGAGACUAUCCAGUUGGGCGAGUGGUGCUGGAGCAGUCUCUAGCGACUCUCUUUCUGUUGUAAGGGCGAAGAGAAGGGUAUUAUACUUCUACGGCUUUCUCAGAGGGAAGCAAGAGUGGGCCCACGUGAGACUAUCCAGUUUGGCGAGUGGUGCUGGAGCAGUCUCUAGCGACUCUCUUUCUGUUGUAAGGGCGAAGAGAAGGGUAUUAUACUUCUACGGCUUUCUCAGAGGGAAGCGUUAGUACUCGAAAAUAUUCAUCCCUACCCGCUGGUGAUAGGACUUGGGUGUUCCCUGUGGCUCGGGACAGCUCCGGACCGGAUACCCUUUCUGUACACGUCAAACACCAAGAAACCUUGUUUACACGCGUUUAAUUGUUUUUUGUCAUACCAAUAAUUAUAUGAGAGAGAACUUCAACAUCCAAAAAUUUGAUUUUGAUUUAUAUUCUCCCAAAUGGAUCAGUUCCUGGUCCGACCUUCUAUCUUCUAUGUCAUAUAUAAUGACCCCCCUCCAACCCCCUCUGGCGACUUAGUACAAAACCUCAAUGUCGGGGACCGAUUACUUGACAAUGUUCAAUUUCCUGCAUAUGCAGGCGAAACGCUUUUUAUACUGUUUUCCUUUCUAGAAUACACGAUUCUAUCCGUUUGAAUCAUCUAAUGAUGUUUGUAGGACACUGAUGAAAGGAUAGCAAUCACCUCCACAUUAUCAAACUGAAUCUAAACAAAAGAAAGCCCAAAAUAGGACCUAACCAUUGACCUAAAAAAUGAAGUUUUAUCGAUGUUGGUGAUGGUAAAAUUACAAAAAACCGGUUUAAACUCUUUGACACGCGCUAUAGUGAAAGAGAGAUAAAUAAUAUGAACCCAACAUACUUAGAUAGAAGUGAAUGUCCAUCUCUUACCAAAUAAUUUCUCUGUCUUAUCUCAUUUCCAGGUUUUUCUUCGAGCUGAGAUGCAUAUAUUGAUUUUCCUGGCAGUUGUGUUGUUUGCUCCUCCUUGUGCUGUUCAAGGUAAAAUGAUAUAA
This is a messenger RNA of Porites evermanni, 3382 nucleotides long. Lineage: Eukaryota; Metazoa; Cnidaria; Anthozoa; Scleractinia; Poritidae. The record is from the annotation of a GenBank genome assembly.